Messenger RNA from Papaver somniferum (opium poppy), 2864 nucleotides. RefSeq names its product G-type lectin S-receptor-like serine/threonine-protein kinase At1g11330. The record is from RefSeq and is a predicted model, not a curated record. The transcript has 7 exons. Gene Ontology annotation, biological process: recognition of pollen; protein phosphorylation. Bases 34 to 2673 code for a protein of 879 amino acids. Gene Ontology annotation, molecular function: protein serine/threonine kinase activity; ATP binding. Lineage: Eukaryota; Viridiplantae; Streptophyta; Magnoliopsida; Ranunculales; Papaveraceae.
AGGAAGCAAUCAAGCAAACACCAGAAAAAAAAAAUGAGGCUACAAUCUUAUGUUUUGACCUUCUUUUUUGUAGCUAGUUUGAGCAUUGGCAGUGCAGUAUUAGGCACAACUAUUACAGCAACACAAUUCGUAACUGACCCUGAAACUAUAGUUUCCUCAAAAGAUGGAAUUUUCAGAUUAGGCUUCUUUAGUCUUGGCGAUUCUCGUAAUCGCUAUGUUGGAGUUUGGUACAAUAAUAUUCCAGGGCCAACCAUAGUAUGGGUUGCAAAUAGAGAUCACCCAUUAAAUGAUUCUUCUGGAGUUUUGAGGAUCGCCAGUGACGGAAAUAUUGUGGUUCUUGAUGGGCAAGGGAAGCUAUGCUGGACCUCAAAUGUUACUACUGUUCUUGUCUCUCAUCAGUUAGUUGCCGAGCUGCUGGAUACCGGGAAUCUCGUUCUACGAGAAUCAUCGCCAAAUUAUAACCACAAUGAAGGAAGGUAUAUUUGGCAGAGUUUUGAUCACCCUACCAAUACGUUGUUGCCGAAGAUGCAAUUUGGUGUGAAUCUUAGAACAGGUAAGAAACAAACUAUUACUUCAUGGAAGAAUAAUUCUGAUCCUUCCACAGGAGACUUUACGUUAGAGUUAGACCCGUACGUCAUACCGCAACUCAUUUUAAAGUACGGUGCUCAGAAGAAAUGGCGAAGUGGCCCGUGGGUGGAGGAGUUUAUAGGCAUGGAUCAUCCUGAUUCAGACUUCAAACUAGAGAAAGAUUACUCGAAAGGUACUGUUUUCUUAUCGAUACUGUACGAGGACAAAUCUGCUUUGUCGAGGAUAGUUUUAGAAUCUGAUGGGAAACUAACAGGAAAACAAUGGCACGAGGAGAAGAAACAAUGGCUUAUCAGCUGGUCCUCUGACAUUUAUAACAAAUGCGGGCCAUUCGGAAUAUAUAAGCAAUACUCAAAAACCUGUAGUUGCAUGAGAGGGUUCGAACCCAAAUUUACAAAUGAAUGGAAAGAUGGGAACUGGUCAGGUGGAUGCUCGAGGAGAAAAGCUUUGCAGUGUGAGAUGUUCAGCAGUGAAAGAAGUAAGGUAAAAGAAGCAGAUGGGUUUUUGGAAGUGGAUAUGUGGAAUGUGCCAGAUUAUUAUCAUUUGUCGCAAGGCAUAAGCUACGUGCAGUGUCAUGAUAAAUGUUUGCACGACUGUUCAUGCAUUGCGUACUCGUAUAGCAAUUACGAUCCGAAUUUUGGAUGUAUGUGGUGGACAAGAGAUUUGAUUGACGCACGUGAAACCUCUGAGCAGUUGGGUUUCAAUCUUCACAUUCGUGUUGCCAAUUCUGAACUUGAUAAGGAAUGGGACGUGAAGAUAAUUCUCAGAACUUCAGUUGUUAUAGGAAUAGUUUUAACCAGUGUCAGCUCAUAUUUUUGUUGGAUUUUCACGAGAAAACAAGUUCGUUCUUGUUUGAGAUGGAUUGGUGAUCAAAGUGGUUUCAUAUAUUUAUAUUUCCUCUAUUUGAUAGGAAAAAUGAAGAGAGGCAUGCGAAAGAGCGUAGAAUGGGAAAGAAAGAGGAGAUACAGAACAAGGAAGAAGAAACGCAUUGAAAGAUCAUUUGUCCAUUCAGAUGAGGAUUAUAGUUAUGGAAGAGAACAUUCAGAUUCAGAAAUGCUAAUUGAAGAAAACACGGAGGUCAGAGUAAUCGAUUUUAAAACACUAGCUGUUGCAACAAACAAUUUUAGUGAGGCCAAUAAGCUUGGGCAGGGUGGUUUUGGUUCAGUGUAUAAGGGAAUGUUGCGUGAUGGACAGGAGGAACAAGAGAUAGCUGUUAAAAGACUUUCUAUGAACUCUGAACAAGGCUCGCAAGAAUUUAAAAACGAAGUCUCGGUGAUCUCCAAACUACAGCAUAGAAACCUUGUCAGACUUCUUGGCUGCUGUACUUAUGGAGAAGAGAAGAUGUUGAUUUAUGAAUACAUGCCCAACAAAAGCCUGGAUGCAUUUCUCUUCGAUCCUAAAAUGCGUGGGUUGUUUGAUUGGAAAAGGCGGUUCGAAAUAAUCCUAGGGAUAGGUAGAGGGAUUCUUUAUCUUCAUAGAGAUUCUAGACUAAGAGUCAUACAUAGAGAUCUGAAAGCUAGCAACAUUUUGUUGGACGAAGAAUUGAACCCUAAAAUUUCAGACUUUGGCAUGGCACGGAUAUUCGGAAGCAGUGAACUACUCCAAGCAAAUACAAGAAAGGUUGCCGGAACGUUUGGAUACAUGUCUCCUGAGUACGUAAUAGAGGGAAGGCUUUCGGAAAAGUCCGAUGUUUUCAGUUUUGGAGUGUUGCUACUAGAGAUUGUGAGCGGAAAGAAAAACUCUAGCCUCUGCAAUCAGGAACUAUCAUUGAGGCUUUUAGCACAUGCAUGGCAGCUGUGGAACGAGAACAAUGCACUUGCCUUGGUUGAUCCAACAUUGGUGUUGUCAGAAACAUCUUUUGAGGUUGAAAUAUUGAGAUGCAUUCAUGUGGGUUUGUUGUGUGUAGAGGAAUUUGCAGUAGAUAGGCCAACUAUGGCCACAACACUUUCUAUGCUUACUAGCGAAAUUGCAACUCUCCCUGCUCCAAAGAACCCUGCAUUUACGGAAAGACGUUUUUCGUCAGAUUCAAGUUCUUCCCGGAAGAUAUCUAAUAACGAUAUUUCCAUCACAAUCCUUGGAGGACGCUGAAGUUAUUUCCUUGCGAUUAUUUGUUGUUGUAAUUAGUACCAUGAAUUCUGUAGCUUUUAUCUCAGAAUGACAAGGAUAGUGUUGCUUAUAGUUGUAGGGCAUGCCGCAUGUCCGUGUCCCCAUGUAGGGGAAUGAUUUUUUUUCAUCAGAAAAAUUUCACUGAAUUCCAAGUCAAGGUCACGAGUACAGAA